Corythoichthys intestinalis (scribbled pipefish) is the source of this 2246-nucleotide messenger RNA. It is a transcript of the gene polr3c, whose product is annotated as polymerase (RNA) III (DNA directed) polypeptide C. Gene Ontology annotation, biological process: DNA-templated transcription. Bases 235 to 1842 code for a protein of 535 amino acids. The record is from RefSeq and is a predicted model, not a curated record. Lineage: Eukaryota; Metazoa; Chordata; Actinopteri; Syngnathiformes; Syngnathidae. The transcript is spliced from 12 exons. Gene Ontology annotation, cellular component: RNA polymerase III complex. Gene Ontology annotation, molecular function: single-stranded DNA binding.
AAUCACGACGAGAAGAAACCCGGAUGCGGAAGUGAUCGUCUGUUGACAAGCACCGUGUUGCAUGCGUGUGUUUAUUUUAAGAAGCGUUUUUUAUUUCAUUCCGUAGCUGAAUAAGGCGUUUCGUGCAUAAUAAUAACCAAUUUAAAUAAGUUUAUUUAUUUUGUGUUUGUAAGAGCGUCUUUUUAUUUUGUGACGUUGCUAGCUCUACUUUAUUCCUCUAUUAUUUUGAUAAAGAUGACUUCCCAAGAGGUACGCCUUUGCGGUCUUCUGCUGCGGGAGCACUUUGGGGAAGUUGUGGAGAAAGUAGGAACCAAUCUACUCAAAGGUGGAACGCAAACUCUGAGAAACAUCGUUCAAGAAACUGGAAUAUCUGUGGAUUUGGUAAAAAAGUCCCUCUGUGUGCUCAUGCAGCACGGAACAUGUGUAUUCAGCCCGGGCCGUAAAGGACGCGGCAGCCCCACCGAGUACCAAUGCAGCUCAAAUCUCAUUCUGAAGAUCCUCCGCUACCCACGCUACAUCUACACCGCUAAGACACUGUACGGCGACACUGGAGAGCUCAUCAUUGAAGAAUUGCUGCAAAGGGGUCACGUGUCCAUGAGCAACAUUGUUAAAGUAGUGGCCGAUCGUCUCACGCAGAAUAUGGAGGAGGGCCAUAGCAUGAAUUAUAAAGAUGUGUCAGCUGCCUUUUCCAAAUUGGUGGAGACUCAUUUUAUUCAACGCUGUCCUCCAAUGGCAAGCGCCACAACCAUAGCCAAUCCAUCAACAGCUGAAGCUCCUGCUAGCACUGCACCGGCUCCAGAGAGCUUCCCCAACUGCUACACCGUGCCAAAUGUUACUCUCAUAGGACAAGGAAAGAGGCAACUUGAGGACCCUGAGGAGCAAAGUGUUGCAAAGAAGGCCAGGAUGGACACAGAGACUCAUGGUGAUGAGGGGAUUUACUGGCAGGUGAACUUCGACAGAUUUCAUCUCCAUUUCCGAGACCAAGCAAUUGUCAGCGCCGUGUCCAGCAAGCUGGACCAGACCAGCGGUGAGAUCGUAAGGACCAUGCUGAGGAUGAGCGAGGUGACCACUCAGCCCAAGGCUGCCCACACGAAGCCCCUCUCGGCUAACGAGAUCUUCAGAUCCCUGCCAACUGCCUACAACAUCCCCAGACAAGUGCUAGACCAAUACCUCACGCUGCUGGUGGAUGACCCGAUGGAGUUCGUGAGCAAAGCUGGCGAGAGUGGAGGCGGGAUGUAUUCUGUCAAUUUGCAGCGAGCACUUGCCAAUCUAGCACGGGCAACGUUAGAGUCUGUAGUCCAGGAAAGAUUUGGAUCUCGAUCGGCACGCAUCUUCCGUCUUUUACUCAAGAAGAAACAUCUUGAACAGAAGCAGGUGGAGGACUUUGCCAUGAUUCCCGCCAAGGAAGCUAAAGAUAUGCUCUACACUCUUCUCUCCCAGAACCUGGUCCAACUGCAGGAAAUCCCCAAAACUCCUGACUUUGCCCCUUCACGCACCUUUUAUCUUUACACCGUCAACCAGCUUUCCACUUCGAGAAUGUUGCUCCAGAACUGCUUCAAGACAGUAGCAAACCUUAUACACAGACGUCUAUUCGAGACAACAAAUAGCAAGCGUCUGCUGGAAAAGUCCCAGCGGAUCGAGGCCAUUCUAGCAUCCCUGCAGGCCGGUGGGGCAGAGCCGGAGCAGCUGACAGAGGUGGAGGAGAUGAUCACGGCUCCCGAAAAGCAACAAUUGGAGUCUCUGCGGCUUCAUAUCAACAAGUUGGAUUCAGCGGAGAACCAAGUGGAUGAAACCAUCUUUCUACUAGAAUCUUACAUCCAAUCCACAGCAUCCACAGUUUAGUAAGACCUGAUGAUAGUAUUUACAAAUGUUUUCAAACAAUUAUGGUUGUUUAAGUUCAAAGCCAUGAUGAACUCCAAUGAUCAUGAUUUUUGUCCAAUAAAAUCUAAAUGUUCUUUUCUUAAAAAUGUGUUUAAUCGGGAAUCCCAUUGAUCAGAACCAGUGUUGUUAAUAACGGUGUUAGAAUAUAACGGCGUUACUAACGGCGUUAUUUUCUUCAGUAGUGAGUAAUCUAAUUUUCUCAUCUUGGCAACGCCGUUACCGUUACUGAGGCGGGAAAGGCGUGCGUUACUAUGCGUUACUAUGUUGGCUGACUGACGCGAGAAAAGUCUGAAAAAGACUCACGGAGAUGAGAGAGACGAGCAGGAAUGGGGAUGAGGCAAGGGAGUGUGACACCGUUGCAAACA